GCUGAAGGCAGCGGCGCGGUUUAUAGGGCGCACGAAAAUGGAUACUGUGAUAUCAAGUGACAUUGAAACUUCUGAGGAGGAGACACAUAUAUAUGGAUGAGACUGCUGAAGUUCUUUCUCUUUGUCCGAUUCGCUAUCCCGUCGCUCGCUUUUGGUUCUGAUUCAAGCUAUUUCUCAUCGCUUUCCCCUUCCUUUGCCUUCCUUCUUACGUUCUUCAGGAUUUGCCGCAUCCGAUUCUUUUGACUCUGGUAAUUGCAUAUUUCUUCAGACGCCGAUCGUUGACCCACCUACGUUCUGAAACCGCAAUACCUGUUUUCCCUGGUCGUUUGUGGGUUAUCUCUGGCUUUAAAGGUUAAUCCAGGUAGCUGAGGAACGGAGGUGCUUUGGCAGGGACUAUGGAGGCCAGCGUAGGACAUUUGCAGCAUUUAUCAAGCCGGAUUGAUUUCGGAACUUUUGUGAGGAAACCGAGUGGUUCGGUCCGAUUUCUUCAGCCAAUUUCUGAUCAGCAGAAGCUUCCAGGGCUGGUUUCGGCUUUUCAGCAACCUUUGAGACUUUCAAAUCGAUGCAGGACGGUCUCUGUUGAAACCUCCUGCUAUCGUGAGAAUAUUUCAGGUUUGACUCUGGAAACUGAAAAUGUCCGUCCCUUCGACAAAGAUCUACUUCUAAAGAAUAAGUCACAGGAGGUCCAGCCCCAUCUAAAUGGACGAUGCAUAUAUCUAGUUGGAAUGAUGGGCUCUGGAAAGACAACCAUAGGCAAGAUUUUAGCAAAAGAAUUGAGUUACACAUUUUCCGACAGCGAUACGUUGGUGGAGCAAGAAGUUGGUGGAACUUCAGUGGCUGAAAUUUUCAAGCUUCAUGGCGAGGUCUUUUUCAGAGAUAAGGAGACUGAGGUAUUGAGAAAACUAUCAUCGAUGCAUGGGUUUGUUAUUUCCACUGGUGGAGGUAUUGUUGUUCGCCCUAUUAACUGGAAAUAUAUGCAGAAUGGGAUUAGCAUCUGGCUAGACGUGCCACUGGAAGCCUUGGCAAAAAGAAUUGCUGCAGUAGGUACUGACUCUCGCCCCCUCUUGCACCAUGAGUCAGGCAAUGCCUACACGAAGGCAUUCAGGAGAUUGUCAGUUCUUCUGGAGGAGAGGGGUGAUGCAUAUGCCAAUGCCAACGCCAAAGUUUGUUUAGGAGGUCUUGCAGCCGAACUGGGCUUUUCAGAUGUUUGUAAUCUUACACCUGCAGAUAUUGCUAUAGAGGCACUUGUACAGAUUCAGCACUUCCUAGAACAGGAGGAUGGUUAUUCUAAAAGUUAAGAUUGCAAAUGUUGAAUAUCCAUUACUUUAAAGCUAAGCCCUCUCUUUUUCAAGAAGCAUGGAAUGCAUUGCUUCUGCUCUUGUUCAUUGUAUAAUUAUAUGAUGGUAAGUGCUUUUUCGAACUUUGAUGAUCUUGUUGGUGUGAAUAAAACCCUUUUGAACUGUCAAUGCUAGAGAAAGUGUAUGUAUGAAAUUUUUGAGGUCAACAAAACUUGUGUAUACAUAUUGCAGUUGCAAGUUGUAAUUUAUAUCUUGUUGUUCCAUCAAA
Messenger RNA from Benincasa hispida (wax gourd), 1566 nucleotides. It is a transcript of the gene SK1, whose product is annotated as shikimate kinase 1. The record is from RefSeq and is a predicted model, not a curated record. NCBI's taxonomy places the organism in Eukaryota, Viridiplantae, Streptophyta, Magnoliopsida, Cucurbitales, Cucurbitaceae. Gene Ontology annotation, molecular function: shikimate kinase activity. Gene Ontology annotation, cellular component: cytosol; chloroplast.